Myotis daubentonii (Daubenton's bat) is the source of this 477-nucleotide messenger RNA. Its product is annotated as large ribosomal subunit protein uL29-like. NCBI's taxonomy places the organism in Eukaryota, Metazoa, Chordata, Mammalia, Chiroptera, Vespertilionidae. The transcript is spliced from 2 exons. The record is from RefSeq and is a predicted model, not a curated record. Bases 1 to 447 code for a protein of 148 amino acids.
AUGGACCCCCCACCCCCACCCUGCAGCUGCACUCACUUCCCUUUCUCUGAAGAAAGGGGGUUUGUUAAGUACGAGCAUAUAAGCCAUGACCAAAUUAAGGCUGGGGACCCUCUUGGCAAGAAGGAGGAGCUGCUAAAACACCUGAAGGUGGAGCUAUCUCAGCUGCGGCAUGUAGCCAAAGUGACAGGCAGCACAACUUUCAAGCUUUCGAAGAUCCGAGUUGUUGGCAAGUCUAUCACCCAUGUUCUUACCAUCAUUAACCAGACUCAGAAAGAAAGCCUCAGGAAAUUCUACAAGGGAAAGAAGUACAAGCCCCUGGAUCUACGGCCCAAGAAAACAUGUGCCAUGCGCCUCCAUCUCAACAAGCAUGAAGAGAAUCUGAAGACCAAGAAGCAGCAGCAGAAGGAGCAGCUAUACCCCCUGCAGAAGUACACAGUCAAGGCCUGAGCAUCUUCGAGUCAAUAAAGCACAAACUGG